Molecule: messenger RNA, 833 nt
Organism: Exaiptasia diaphana
Lineage: Eukaryota; Metazoa; Cnidaria; Anthozoa; Actiniaria; Aiptasiidae
Product: isochorismatase domain-containing protein 2
Exons: 4
Coding region: 27-620 (197 amino acids)
Cellular component (GO): cytoplasm
Source: RefSeq, a predicted model, not a curated record
CAUCCGAAAAAGGAUAUCGCAACAAAAUGGCUGUUCGUCUUGGACGUCUUGCGAGCGAAAGCACUGCUUUUCUUCUGUGUGAUAUGCAGGAAAAGUUUCGUCCUUCUAUUCGUUACUUUCCUGAGAUAAUCAAAGUUGCGCAAAGAAUGGUAACUGCAGGAAACAUUCUUAAGAUACCAAUCUUAGCUACAGAGCAGUACCCAAAAGGCCUUGGAAACACCGUUAAUGAGAUUGAUACAAGUGCAUUUAAAGAUAAGAUCUUUACAAAGACUGUUUUUUCAAUGGUUACUCCUGAAGUUGACGAAGAGUUGAAGAAAAUGACAAAUGUCAAAUCAUUGGUACUAUUUGGGAUUGAGACACAAGUGUGUAUUAUGCAGACAGCUCUAGACUUACUUGAAAGAAACUAUGAAGUCCAUAUAUUGGCUGAUGGAGUUUCUUCACGUACAAUGGUGGAGAGAAUGUAUGCUAUUGAUCGCCUCCGUCAGAGUGGAGCAUUUAUAACCACAAGUGAGUCAGUAUUGUUCAUGCUUCUAGGCAACAGCAAGCACCCCAAUUUUAAGGAAGUUCAGGCACUUGUCAAGACUGCUGCUCCCGACUCAGGUCUCCUAUCAAAAGUCUGAUUAAAGUCAUGAAUAGUUUUAAAACGGCAAACAGAAUCAUCAUCAAAGACUGAAUGAACUUGUAAGAAAGGGAUGUGUGUCUUUUUUUUCAGAGAAAAUCGGAACUUUUUGUUACAAAAACCGUUUUUAGGAUCAUAGUGUACUUUGCUGCAUCAACCUUAAAAUAAAAUAAAACCUAGCUUUCGACCUACGCGGUCAUCUUCAGGGUUACAA